AUGUCAGAACAAUCAUUCAUCUACGUGUGCAAUAAACUACGACCGGCUCUGGAGCGACAACAUUCAACUUUCCGCCAAUGUGUGUCAUUAAAGAAGAGGGUGGCAAUUGCACUGUGGAAGCUGGCAACUGGAUCAGAGUACAGGAGUGUCGGACAUCUUUUUGGUGUCAGCAUCACUACGGUGUGUAGAUGUGUGCAGGAGUUUUGUGCUGCAGCAGAGACAUUGUUGGUGCCAGAACAGAUCCGUUUUCCUGAUGAAGAGAAGUUCAGAGAAAUGGCCCUUUACAUUGAGAACCGGUGGGGGCUCCCACACUGUGUGGGUGCUAUUGAUGGCAGUCAUAUUCCCAUCAUAGCACCACAGCACUAUCACACUGAUUAUUUUAAUCGAAAAGGUUGGCAUUCCAUCAUCCUGCAAGCUGUUGUGGAUGGAAGAGGACAGUUCUGGAACGUGUUUGCUGGAUUGCCAGGGAGCCUGCAUGAUGCCAGGGUUCUGAGACUGUCCACGCUGUGGGAGUUAGCCACGAGAGGAAACCUAUUCCCAGCUCAUUUCAGGACCAUUGGCACAGCGACUACUUGCUACUACGUCCUGGGUGACUCAGCUUAUCCAUUGCAGGACUGGCUGUUAAAACCAUUUUCUGACACUGGAAGACUAACAGCAGAACAGCAGAUAUACAACCAAAAAUUUUGCAGUACACGGGUUGUUGUUGAAAAUGCGUUUGGUAGGCUGAAGGGAAGAUGGCGUUGCCUUCUUAAAAGGAAUGACUGUGAUGUUGAACUUGUGAAGUCCAUGGUGCUGACCUGCUGCGCUCUACAUAACCUGUGUGAAAGUCAUGGAGAGACGUACGAGACCGUACUGGAUGAACCUGAUGCAGAAGCAGCUGCCCAGCCACCCCGCAUGGCUGUGACACAGGAAGUUGGGGAAGGAAGAGAUGAUGUCAGAAAUGCUCUAAUGGAGCAUCUCAUGAUAAAUCAUUCAUUCUCAUUUGAUUAA
Molecule: messenger RNA, 990 nt
Organism: Nematolebias whitei (Rio pearlfish)
Lineage: Eukaryota; Metazoa; Chordata; Actinopteri; Cyprinodontiformes; Rivulidae
Exons: 1
Coding region: 1-990 (329 amino acids)
Source: RefSeq, a predicted model, not a curated record